Postia placenta MAD-698-R-SB12 is the source of this 852-nucleotide messenger RNA. RefSeq lists its product as hypothetical. The transcript has 3 exons. Lineage: Eukaryota; Fungi; Basidiomycota; Agaricomycetes; Polyporales; Adustoporiaceae. The record is from RefSeq and is a predicted model, not a curated record. The coding region runs from base 1 to 852 and encodes 283 amino acids.
AUGCUGGUCGCGCAAGGUCUCCUGUCAUUAGCAUGGCUUUGGCCGCUCCAGGGCAUAUACUUUUCUCUAACGCACCCCGCCGUCACCCUUUCGGUGCGCGCGGCGCUCCUGAAGGCGCUGAUAUCCUCCGUCGUCAUCUUCGGCGUGCUCCUCUUUUUCACAUGGGUUCCCCAAAUGGCCGUCCUUGCCAUACUCUCUGGCCCUCUGGCGCCCAUCCUAGCGUUCAUUCUAGUCGGCGCAGAGUCCGCCGUUGUUGUCACCUACCUUGCUCGGCCCCUCUUCCUUGAUCCUGCACUCACACAUGUUUUUGACGCAACUCUAUGCGCGCGAGGGCAAAUCGAGCUUGUGAAGCAGGGGAAGACACGCGGGCCAGGCGCAAGCAGGAGCGUUGUCGAGGGCGCAUUGAUCAAGCCAUUCCAAGCGCUGUCGAAGGACGGGCUCGUUCGAUACGUCUUAACCCUUCCGCUGAACUUCGUUCCUGUGGUCGGCACCGUUCUUUUUGUGCUAUACAACGGCUAUGUUGGAGGUCCCAAUUGGCAUGCAAGGUACUUCCAGCUGAAGGGCAUGUCUAAGAGCCAGCGCGCAGCGUUCGUGAACAAACAUCGUGCGGAGUAUGCUGCCUUUGGAACGGUGACCCUCCUGUGUAAUUUCAUCCCGUUCGUUGGCCUGCUGUUCAGCUUUACCAACACCGUUGGCGCAGCUAUGUGGGCCGCGCGGUUGGAAGCGCGUGACAACCCAGCCUAUGGUUCUGCACCGGCAGUCGCUUCACAUCCUACGAAGAGUGUGCCCGUACACACGCCGAGCAAGCAGACGACCGAUGGCUCGAAUACGGAGAAGGCAAAAGACGAGUAA